AUGAUCACAAAAACAUUGUGCAAGUUAAGUGAAGUUUUUAGAUACGAAAAACAUGAGAUGCUGCCAAUCCAAGGUCGUCAGUUACAAGAGAAUGAAUUUUCUACUGUAGGAUCUGGUAAUGGGCUGUUUGUUGUAGAAGGCUCAGUAGAAGUAGAUUCAGUACUCGUAUUUUCAGUGGGAAUAGUAGGAAUAGUAGGAAUAGUAGGAAUAGUAGGAAUAGUGGGAAUAGUAGGAAUAGUAGGAAUAGUAGGAAGAGUAGUAGGGGUAUCCGUUAGGGUUGUCGGAGAUGCUUCCGUUGUAGUGGGAGUAGAAGAAGAAAUUUCAGUUGUAGUACUUUCACUUGGAAAAGUUGUAGUUGUAGUACUUAUUGUAGUAGUAGGUGAUGAUGUAGAUGUUUCGGUAGAAGCAGUUGUAGAAAAAUCUGUUGGAGAAGGAGUAGUUGUAGUAGUUAUCGUAGUGGUAGUAAAUAUAUCAGUAGAUGUGGGUGAGGAUGUAGACGUUUCGGUAGAAGAAGUCGUAGGAAAAUCUGUUGGAGAAGGAGUAGUUGUAGUAGUUAUCGGAGUGGUAGUAGGUACAUCAGUAGAAGUAGGUGAAGAUGUGGACGUUUCGGUAGAAGAAGUCGUAGGAAAAUCUGUUGGAGAAGGAGUAGUUGUAGUAGUUAUCGGAGUGGUAGUAGGUACAUCAGUAGAAGUAGGUGAAGAUGUGGACGUUUCGGUAGAAGAAGUCGUAGGAAAAUCUGUUGGAGAAGGAGUAGUUGUAGUAGUUAUCGGAGUGGUAGUAGGUACAUCAGUAGAAGUAGGUGAAGAUGUGGACGUUUCGGUAGAAGAAGUCGUAGGAAAAUCUGUUGGAGAAGGAGUAGUUGUAGUAGUUAUCGGAGUGGUAGUAGGUACAUCAGUAGAAGUAGGUGAAGAUGUGGACGUUUCGGUAGAAGAAGUCGUAGGAAAAUCUGUUGGAGAAGGAGUAGUUGUAGUAGUUAUCGGAGUGGUAGUAGGUACAUCAGUAGAAGUAGGUGAAGAUGUGGACGUUUCGGUAGAAGAAGUCGUAGGAAAAUCUGUUGGAGAAGGAGUAGUUGUAGUAGUUAUCGGAGUGGUAGUAGGUACAUCAGUAGAAGUAGGUGAAGAUGUGGAUGUUUCGGUAGAAGAAGUCGUAGGAAAAUCUGUUGGAGAAGGAGUAGUUGUAGUAGUUAUCGGAGUGGUAGUAGGUACAUCAGUAGAAGUAGGUGAAGAUGUAGACGUUUCGGUAGAAGAAAAAUCUGUUGGAGAAGGAGUAGUUGUAGUAGUUAUCGGAGUAGUAGUAGGUACAUCAGUAGAAGUAGGUGAAGAUGUAGACGUUUCGGUAGAAGAAGUCGUAGGAAAAUCUGUUGGAGAAGGAGUAGUUGUAGUAGUUAUCGGCGUGGUAGUAGGUACAUCAGUAGAAGUAGGUGAAGAUGUAGACGUUUCGGUAGAAGAAGUCGUAGGAAAAUCUGUUGGAGAAGGAGUAGUUGUAGUAGUUAUCGGAGUAGUAGUAGGUACAUCAGUAGAAGUAGGUGAAGAUGUAGACGUUUCGGUAGAAGAAGUCGUAGGAAAAUCUGUUGGAGAAGGAGUAGUUGUAGUAGUUAUCGGAGUUGUAGUAGGUACAUCAGUAGAAGUAGGUGAAGAUGUAGACGUUUCGGUAGAAGAAGUCGUAGGAAAAUCUGUUGGAGAAGGAGUCGUUGUAGUAGUUAUCGGAGUGGUAGUAGUAGUAGGAGUUUCAGUUGAAGUACUAGGAGUCUGA
Molecule: messenger RNA, 1752 nt
Organism: Danaus chrysippus (African queen)
Lineage: Eukaryota; Metazoa; Arthropoda; Insecta; Lepidoptera; Nymphalidae
Source: the annotation of a GenBank genome assembly